GCAAGCAUAAUAAUGUUUGAUUAACUAGCUGCCGUCUUUUGCGGCGCAAUAUGACUGUAUUAUUGUGAUGAUGAGGAGGAGGAGGAGGAAACUGAUGUAAGGACGUUUACUUUUUCACCCGACGAUGAAGGCGACUUUCAGAGGAGAUUCCGACAAGUGGUCGUUCCACGAUGUUGUGCAACCAAGGAUCGGAUCGCCAAGGUCGCCUCCCAUCGCACCCGACCCGUAUGGUGAGCCCAUGGGAAGGGGGACCCAUGGUACCCUUUCAGACCGUGCCCAGCCGAGCCCCAUGGUGCAGACCCGGCCACCAGGCGCUCGGCUUCGAGCCCCGCCUCCAGGCCCAGCUCCAGAGGGGGGCCCCGGUGACCCACGUCUGGGCAAGGGGCCCUAUCUGGUUUCCGAACCAUCCGCGUCGGAGACUUUGAUGCCUUCGCCUCCCGUCGGCUGUCGGGAGUCGUCGGCCGCCUUAAUCCUGACCGUGACACUUUUACGGCGGGGGACAGUCCAACCUGGAAGAAAACAAAGGUUACAGUAGCCGAACCUGCGGCGGAUCGCGUUUCACCCCGACGACGGCAAGCCCGGACUGGACUGAUUGAGCUGGUCAACUUCCAAACAUAUGACGUCACGAUGCAAGGCACGAACGCCCCAGCCGAACUUUUGGAACGCCAGAAAAGCUGCUGUCCCUUUAAGAGACGCGAGGCCGCUCCACUAAUUAAGAACCGAG
Molecule: messenger RNA, 724 nt
Organism: Syngnathoides biaculeatus (alligator pipefish)
Lineage: Eukaryota; Metazoa; Chordata; Actinopteri; Syngnathiformes; Syngnathidae
Product: proline-rich protein 2-like
Exons: 6
Coding region: 125-535 (136 amino acids)
Source: RefSeq, a predicted model, not a curated record